UAAUAAAUAUUAUUUUCCUUUUUAUAACUUAUAAUAAUGGCAUUUAGUAUUGGACAAAGAUUUUUACUCACACCGAAGUACUACAGAUUACUCGAUCCAGGAGCAUAUCAAACAGACGAUAAACAUAACAUAAACUUGAAUAAAAUUUCAUUUCCAACUAAAAGUCCUCGUAAUACGCGAGCUGAUAUACAAAUAGGGACUCAUUCUAUGUAUGAUGCAGAUCUGCAUCCAAAAAUUUCAAACUUUCAAAAAUCUAAAAUACCUCCAUUUCCAUACAAAAGUUUCGAUAUAGUAGAUUUCGAAAAAAAUAUUUGUCAGUGUGGUAAAGAAAGUAUCUGUAGAUGUUCAUUUGACAAUAAGAAAACUGAAGAAAAUGGACGCCGAGCAAAAGUGCACGAGUGUUUAUAUAAUAGAACGCCACCAAGAUCGGUAUUGGGAGAAGAUGGUCUGUCAAUUCCUUCUAAAAAAGAUAAUGGAUUUAAAAUAUCAGUAAACGGUACUCAAAAACGUAUAAGAAAUGAGAUUGAUGACAAAACUCCGCCAUUUUAUGACGCUAGAGUUAACGAAUCUACAGCUUUUUAUCAUGGGUGGAAAUGGAGUAAGUGGAGUUCUAAGCGGUCAAUAAAAUAUAAUAAAAUAAGACCGGGUCCUGCAGAUUACUGUUUACAACGCGACCCAACUGAAGAAGAGAUAUGUGACGAAAGAGUACGAGCAUAUAAACGUAAAACAUCUAAACAGUUGCGUUUUAUUGAAACGCUUCAACAAAGAAAUAUAUCAGAAAGACGUCCUAGUCCAGCUACAUACAGUCCAAAUUUUUCAAACGGUGCUAAAAUCAAAUUUUCUGUUCCCAAAGCAGAAAGGUUUCCAAUGUUCAAAAACGACAAACACCCUGGGCCAGCUGAGUAUAUCAUAAAGAGAACAUUUGAUCCACCAGAUUACCCAAAAAUACAAUGUCACGCUAAGUUAUCUGGAUCUAAUUGCUUUGGUAUUAAAAGUCAAAGAUUUAAGACUCGUCGAGAAGAGGGACCAAGCCCUGCUAGUUAUAAUAUCAGUUUUAAACAUUAUUACUUUACACACUGUUCCAAAGCACCAUUUCAAUCAUCGUCAAUGAGAUUUAAAGAAAACUUACUAAGAGAAGAUAAUGAUAAAGUAAUAGACGAUAAACAAGAAAACACUGACGAAACAAAAAAAAGUCCGUCUGGUAAUCUCACUUGGGGAUUUAAAUCAAAAACAAUAAGAAUGAAACCACUAAUAAAGAAAAUUAAUGAACCAAGUCCAGCUGACCUCCCUCAGUUAAAAAAUAAAGUGGAACGACUCCCGCAAUCUCAAUAUAAUGCACCAUUUUUUACUUCAGAAGGUCGAUUUCAGCCUUGGUACGAUUGGAUGCCGAUGUUUAAUCGAGAGCAGACUCCUGGCCCUUGUGACUAUAGUUUAGAACGGCCUAAAUGUUUACCAACUGUAUGUUAUGGUUCCCUAAAUAGAGAAUCACGUUUUUUUUCAUAUAAAACUAUAACACCUGCACCUAAUGAAUAUAAAAUCGGAGGUGGCAUAGAAGCAAUACUCGAUACUCAUAAUCAAAGACUAAAAAACAAUGUAAUAAAUAAUCAUAAAUUUAAUUGGAAACCAUCACAAAAAUUGAAGAAAUUAAGCUCUGGACAAUUUUAAAAACAAAUUUAUUUAAUAACACAACAGGAAAUAAUGUUAUUAAAUAAAUCAAUAGGACUAUUAGACACACCUGAAACUUUCGAUAAAAAAACGUUUAACACCCAAGUUAGUUCUAGUUAUAAGAAAAUUAACAAGCAUAAUAGAAAACCUAAAUUAUUACAUUAUUUUUUAUACAAUAAACAAAUACGUGACUAUUUCUAACGAUAUUCUGUUCCUGCAAAAGUUUUUGUACGUGUCUUAU
This is a messenger RNA of Galleria mellonella (greater wax moth), 1906 nucleotides long. RefSeq lists its product as uncharacterized. NCBI's taxonomy places the organism in Eukaryota, Metazoa, Arthropoda, Insecta, Lepidoptera, Pyralidae. The record is from RefSeq and is a predicted model, not a curated record. The transcript has a single exon.